Molecule: messenger RNA, 717 nt
Organism: Oldenlandia corymbosa var. corymbosa
Lineage: Eukaryota; Viridiplantae; Streptophyta; Magnoliopsida; Gentianales; Rubiaceae
Source: the annotation of a GenBank genome assembly
AUGGGAGAUGAUCAUCCGUCAAAGUAUGUGAAGUUGUCUAAAGAUCAAGCCCUUCCUGCUGAGGACAUUAAGCCCGGAGAACUCAAUCAACCCAUUGACGUUCCUCAGUUGCGUGUUCGCAAAUGCUGUGAAUGUGGACAAGCUUUGCCUGAAAGCUUUGAGCCUCCUGCAGAUGAACCAUGGACGACAGGGAUUUGUGGCUGUGCUGAAGAUACAGAAAGCUGCUGGACUGGACUUUUUUGCCCGUGUGUUUUGUUUGGACGUAACAUAGAGAAGUUGAAAGAAGAUACUCCUUGGACCACUCCUUGUGUUUGCCAUGCUAUAUUUGUCGAGGGUGGCAUGGCACUUGCUGUCGCAACUGCAGCUUUUAAUGGUAUUGAUCCAAACACAUCAUUCCUCAUUUGUGAAGGGCUGUUGUUUAGUUGGUGGAUGUGUGGAAUAUACACUGGUCUUGUGCGGCAAUCUCUGCAGAAGAAGUAUCAUCUUAAGAAUUCACCAUGUGACCCCUGCAUGGUACACUGCUGCAUGCACUGGUGUGCUUUAUGCCAAGAGCAUAGGGAGAUGAAAGGACGCUUGUCAGAUGAUGCUGCAGUGCCAAUGACCAUGGUUAAUCCUCCUCCAGUCCAAGAGAUGGGUGCUGGCCGAGAUCAUCAACAUUCCACGCCAUCCGCCUCAAAUGAUGGCAACCAUACUACCCUAGAGAUGCAAGCUUUGUAG